UACCGGUAACAUAUACGUUACAGCUCUUGUCACGUCACGCCAUUGUUACGUCACAAUUACGGCUCUGAUUGUCUUCAGCUAUGGUUCACAGGACGAGGGAAGAUGGGGAGGAGUUGUUCGGUGUACGUAAUUCUCACCUGAUCAACGAUGGUAUACAGGAAGUUAUGGGACGACUGAUUCAGUCCACGCUCCACCCAGUCCUGUCCAGACGAACCAAGACUAGUCGCCGCCAUUCCACUUUGCCUACCACACACAUUACCAAGUCGACAGACGACAAACAUCUCGCUAAGCGGGAAACUACCUUCAAAGAUUUCGAAACGGCCGCCAUAUCGUCUGCCAAGGAAGAUAGUUGCCAGACACCAGUAGCCAUCGAUGUGUGUUUUGCAGGAAUGAGUUCUGCAAGUCUGACACUGUCUACACUCCCCAACACGUCCAAUGCCAGUGUUGUCACUGGAAGCGCAAAGCCAAAAAAGAAGUCAAAAAUCGCCAGGCUCUUCUACUGGGUGCGUCACUUCUUCCGCCAAACUAGCCGCCAUGAAAGCCAAGGAUGGCUGAAGUUAUAGACAUUCAGUAACCUGCUGUCAUCUUUCGAACUAUAAAUUUGUGAUAUUUCCGACUUUACACCAGUGCUAUUUAUGAAAUUGAAAAAGUGCCAUUAUGAAUCUAUA
Molecule: messenger RNA, 668 nt
Organism: Haliotis rubra (blacklip abalone)
Lineage: Eukaryota; Metazoa; Mollusca; Gastropoda; Lepetellida; Haliotidae
Exons: 3
Coding region: 81-563 (160 amino acids)
Source: RefSeq, a predicted model, not a curated record